GUCAUGCUCUUGUCUUCCAGCUUGAAGACAGAGUGCCGCAGGACUUCCUCUGUGAGCUACGGCCAGUCACCAUCCUCUUCCUCCACCUGAAUUUUGAUACAAAGGACAUAGUAUCUUUCCGUAGUGUCCUCAGUGAAGUCAGCAGCCUGAUGCAGGAAAUCAUCUGUCCUCACAAGGGUGAAGUGAACAAAGUCUUCCUGUUUGACAAAGGCUGUACAUUCCUGUGUGUGUUCGGACUCCCCGGAGUAAAGCUGGCCCAUGAGAGCAUUCAUGCCUUGCAGAGUGCUUUUCAGAUCUUCAACUCGUGCUCCAAGAUCAUUGCAAAAACAGGGACAGCGUCUGUGUCUGUUACCAGUGGGAUGGCGUUCUGUGGCCUCAUUGGCCACCCUCUGAGGCACGAGUACACAGUCAUUGGCCAGAAGGUGAACUUGGCAGCCCGGAUGAUGAUGAGCUACUCUGGGCUGGUGACCUGUGAUAGCACAACCUGUGCCAGCUCUGGGCUGCCCUCUUGCUACUUCAAGGAGCUGCCGGAGAGAAAGAUGAAAGGCUUCAAACAUCCUGUCACUGUCUAUCAAUAUGUGGGGAUCACCACCAACAGCAUAUUUGGCAUGGCUCUUGCCAUGAAGAUGCCAGAUAACGCCUCCUUGCUGGGUUAA
This is a messenger RNA of Pezoporus occidentalis (night parrot), 656 nucleotides long. RefSeq names its product adenylate cyclase type 10-like. Gene Ontology annotation, molecular function: adenylate cyclase activity. Gene Ontology annotation, cellular component: cytoplasm. The coding region runs from base 150 to 656 and encodes 168 amino acids. The record is from RefSeq and is a predicted model, not a curated record. NCBI's taxonomy places the organism in Eukaryota, Metazoa, Chordata, Aves, Psittaciformes, Psittacidae. Gene Ontology annotation, biological process: intracellular signal transduction; cyclic nucleotide biosynthetic process. The transcript is spliced from 6 exons.